AUGAAACGUAGAAACACAAUUGAUAGUUUGCAUGUCAAUUGGCCCAUUGUUCAAUACUAUUACACACACAACAAUGGCAGCUGCGAUGACAUUUUGAUCCAACAUAAAUCAUUCGACACACCAAGACAAAUCCAUCACAAUCAACCAAACCACUACAAUAACCGUCGCAGGACGUUUCCCUUGGAGAAACCAGUUCCUGGAGGAAAGCUUCAUCAUCAUCCUCAGAAUCGUCGGCAUAGUCAUAAAAUCCAAAUCGUGACACCAACCCCCAUUGUCCGUCGAGGGUCAUCCUAUCAAAAUCAGCAACAGCAACAGCAGCAAAAACAGAAAAAGAAGAGAGAGACACUGGCUAACAUCAUAUACAACCUAUCACGAAGUAACAGUAGCACAUUGACCAGUGGCAACAUUUCCUCCACGAUGAAUCAUGAUGAUACCCCCCGCGUGGACUCAGACUUGGACAUCAAAUGGGAGACAAUCAGACAAUACAACCCGCAGUUGGACAAUGAAAAGAUACUAGAGCAAGUCAGCCAAGAUGAAGAUGAAAGCUAUUCAUAUGAUUUGACAUCUCAGGAACAAAGCAAUCAUGUGGCGGCAGUGGCUAUGAAUGAUGGCAGUAACAACAGUAGUAGCGAUGACAGUAAUGGAUUAUUUCUUCCUGCUGGACAGGAGGAAAGUGGUGCCACUGGGUCAAGCGAUGCAAUGAGCAUUCAAAUGGAUGCAGCAACCAACAGCCAUGAGAUGCCAGCCACGACAGCGAUUGCACUCAAGACUGAAUUACCUACUGCUAUUACGCUCGUGCCCAUGUCAAACAUUGUCGACCAUACAGACAUGUUUCUCUUUUUAUUUGGCUUCAUCAUGUUCCCUCUCUGGUGGAUUGGCACAUGGCGGUUCUUUAUGCAAUCAGACAAGACGUUUCUUCACAAGCAGCAAAGAGCCUUUCAGAUAGUGAACUGUUGUAUGGCACUGGCCAGCCUUUUAUUAACCGGAUUGAUUAUUGGUUUAGUUACUGUUUGGGCAUAG
This is a messenger RNA of Mucor velutinosus, 1020 nucleotides long. RefSeq lists its product as uncharacterized. Bases 1 to 1020 code for a protein of 339 amino acids. NCBI's taxonomy places the organism in Eukaryota, Fungi, Mucoromycota, Mucoromycetes, Mucorales, Mucoraceae. The record is from RefSeq and is a predicted model, not a curated record. The transcript has a single exon.